AGGGCACAAGUUAACAUUCUCCUAAAAUGUAUUAGUGAACGUGGCGAACCAAAGUUUGUUGGCCGAGAAUGAUGCCCAUAUUAGUGUUUUACCGUACUUCGAACAAGAUUACAUCCCAAUCCCAUGAAAGACUUAUGGAGAAAAAUGUAUCAAUAAAAUGUUAAUAUGACAGACAAAAAGAUAACCACUUUGUGUGGUUUGAAUAUAAUUUUCAAAAUAAUUAGACAUGAAUGAAAGACAAACGGGCAACAAGUUGGGCCGCUAACCCUUUGUAAAUAGCAAAACCAAUCCUCUUUCAAAUAUAACUUUGUGUUGGACAAUGCCAGUUAAAACAGUGGUCCACAGUUUUCUGAUAAAGAGGUUCUGCUGGAAUACUAGACACAGUUACUUUAAUGUAAUUUUACUCCUUCUUGGUUUAACAGAUUAUUGCUAACAAAGAUAGUCCAAGAGGAACACAUUUUCGGCGUGCUGGGCCUCGGCAAAGGGUGUAUUUCGAAUCAGAUGAAGUUCAGGCUGCAAUUGUGACAUGUGGGGGUUUAUGCCCUGGCCUCAACACUGUUAUUAGGGAGUUAGUUUGUGGUUUAUACCAUAUGUAUGGCGUCAAGAAAGUUUUGGGAAUCAGUGGUGGAUACAAGGGUUUUUAUGCUCACAAUACAAUCCAACUAACUCCUAAAACCGUAAAUGAUAUACAUAAGCGUGGGGGAACUAUCCUUGGUUCAUCACGAGGUGGACAUGACACAAUUAAGAUAGUUGACAGUAUUCAAGAUAGGGGAAUCAAUCAGGUUUAUAUAAUAGGAGGAGAUGGAACUCAGAGGGGCGCAUAUAGAAUUUUUGAGGAAAUUCGAAAGCGUGGUCUCAAAGUUGCAGUUGUUGGAAUCCCAAAAACCAUAGAUAACGACAUUCCGGUAAUUGACAAGUCCUUCGGCUUUGACACAGCUGUUGAGGAGGCUCAACGUGCUAUAAAUGCAGCACACGUUGAAGCUGAAAGUGUUGAAAAUGGCAUAGGCGUUGUCAAGUUGAUGGGCCGGUACAGUGGAUUUAUUGCAAUGUAUGCUACCCUUGCAAAUCGGGAUGUCGACUGUUGCUUAAUUCCGGAGACACCCUUUUUCCUUGAAGGUCCCGGGGGACUUUAUGAGUUUGCGGAGAGAAGACUAAAAGAAAACGGCCACAUGGUUAUUGUGAUUGCUGAAGGAGCAGGACAGGAACUUGUUACUGAGAGCAUGCAAGCCUUGCAAAAGCAGGAUGCUUCCGGAAACAAACUUCUUCAAGAUGUUGGGCUAUGGAUAUCCCAGAAGUUGAAGGAAUACUUUGCUAAGCAGAAGACAAUGAGCAUUACUCUCAAAUAUAUAGAUCCUACCUAUAUGAUUCGAGCUGUUCCAAGCAAUGCUUCUGACAACGUCUACUGCACACUUCUUGCUCAAAGCGCGGUUCAUGGAGCAAUGGCAGGUUACACUGGUUUUACUAGUGGGCUUGUGCAUGGAAGACAAACUUAUAUACCCUUUAAUAGAAUCACUGAAGGACAGAACACGGUAGUGAUAACUGAUCGAAUGUGGGCUAGGCUUUUAUCUUCCACAAAUCAACCCAGUUUUUUGAUAGCUAAGACUGCCCAUGAAGAGAAGAAGAAGGAAGAAGCAGAAGAAAUGGAUUCAUUUAACCUGUAGGACCGGCAUUGUUCAUAUAACCACCAUUUUGUUAACAAAACUGUCUGGCAGUAAUUUAUCAUGUCUGUACAUAUUAUUACCAUCAUUUUAGCCUCUACUUUGUGUUGUAACUGUAACUUGUAAAGUAGUACUGUAUACAUGAUUAGUUAAUUUUUUCCUUUCCACAUCGAUAACCGAUAAGAUGUCUGUGUGGAAAGCUCAGCCUUACAUGAGCACGAUAUAUUCUUUUGUAAUGUUUUGUCACGGAUUCUAAUCAUUUGAAAGAGUUCUGAUUCAUAUACAAGACUUUUUGUUUCAAA
This is a messenger RNA of Trifolium pratense (red clover), 1960 nucleotides long. RefSeq names its product ATP-dependent 6-phosphofructokinase 3-like. The transcript is spliced from 10 exons. The coding region runs from base 591 to 1661 and encodes 356 amino acids. Gene Ontology annotation, molecular function: ATP binding; 6-phosphofructokinase activity. NCBI's taxonomy places the organism in Eukaryota, Viridiplantae, Streptophyta, Magnoliopsida, Fabales, Fabaceae. Gene Ontology annotation, cellular component: cytoplasm. Gene Ontology annotation, biological process: glycolytic process; fructose 6-phosphate metabolic process. The record is from RefSeq and is a predicted model, not a curated record.